AUGGCGCAGCAUAAUGCUCCCAGGCCUUCCUUGGUGUGGAUGAAGAGCGUGAUGACGCAAGAGCAGAUUCAAGCCCUCGUCAACCGCGGGCUCCUCAGCCCGUUUGGGAUCCUGACUGGAGAUUUCUUCUGCAGGCUCCUACAUUACUACAAGAUCAAGUUGGUUGAGGACGCGACACAGGAGGAUGUUGAGGUUAGGCAGGUGGUGCCAGAGGACGUGGUGGUGGAGGACGAGGCUGAGGAGGGCACCAAGGCCAAUUGUCAACAGGAUGAUCCACCUAGAGAUGAUGCGCCCUCUUCGCACCAGGCCCACGAACCUAACGCCACCACUUACACCGAUGCUGAGGUUGAAGAGGAUGAUAGGAAGGAUAGGAAGGCUCUUUCUAGGCUGCAGGAGGGACUGGUUGAGCAUGCUCAAAAGAGGAAGGAAGUGAUCUUUCAUUGUGAUUGCUUUCGUGAGAGGGCAUCGCAUUUGGAAGUGGAGCUCGAGAAGGCGAAGACGGAUUUCCGAAAUCUGCAAGCUCACCAGGACAUUGAGGUGGCAGUGCAUGAUGCAAUCAUGAAGAUUGCUAAGUUGAAGCGGAGCCUUAGGGAGAGCGAGGACGCGAGAGCACGUUGCCAGGCUAGCUUUGUUGCUGAGAAGGAAAUUAUCAACUCGGAGCUGGCAAAUUCGAAGAGUAGAGAGGCAAGGCUGCAGCCGUAUCUCAAGGAGUGUGAAGACUCCAACGUGCGCCUCCAAGAGCAGCACAACGCAAUAGUGAAGCGUGAGUAUACAGUAUCCCAGAAGCUGGUCUAUGAGGCCAAUGCACAUAGGGACCUCGAGCGCUGCUUAGAGGAAGCUGUAGGUAAUCUCCAGAAUGACCAAAAUGUGAUUGCUGGGUUAGAAUUUGAGUUGGAGGAACUUCAAAAGUAUACCGGUUAUGUGAUAGAUAUGAUUCAAGCAGACGCCGACCCGAUCAGGCCUACACCUCUUCUUGAUCGCCUCAAAGCUGCGCCGGACCUUCUGAAGAAGCUGCUAAAGGAUACUGUCGUGGAGUGUCUUAAAACCACUUUUGCGUUGUUGGUUUCGCACUUCCUGACCACACCUUUUCAGCAAGUCACAAGUGGUAUUGCUGCUGACUUUGAAGAAGACAAAAUUCCAUAG
Molecule: messenger RNA, 1143 nt
Organism: Setaria italica (foxtail millet)
Lineage: Eukaryota; Viridiplantae; Streptophyta; Magnoliopsida; Poales; Poaceae
Exons: 6
Coding region: 1-1143 (380 amino acids)
Source: RefSeq, a predicted model, not a curated record